Molecule: messenger RNA, 2961 nt
Organism: Miscanthus lutarioriparius
Lineage: Eukaryota; Viridiplantae; Streptophyta; Magnoliopsida; Poales; Poaceae
Source: the annotation of a GenBank genome assembly
AUGCAGCUUGGAUAUAUAGAGUUCGUGCCAGCGUUCUCGUACCCUCAGUCAAGUGACCAUAUCAGUCAAGUGACCGAGACGACCAAUGGCAAUGUGAACACGCUGGAGUACGUCGUCACCGUGGGUCUAGGCACGCCGGCGGUCCACCAGACCGUGCUCAUUGACACGGGCUCCGACCUCUCCUGGGUCCAGUGCCGUCCUUGCCCCGUGCCACCGUGCCACCGACAGAAGGACGCCGUCUUCGACCCGAGCAAGUCGUCCACCUUCGCCUCCAUCCCUUGCGGCUCCCCUGCCUGCGCGCGGCUCGGUGCUCAGUACGCCAGUGGCUGCUCCAGAGGCGGUCAGUGCGGCUACGCCGUCAACUACACUGACGGCUCCAGCACCACCGGCACGUACAGCUCCGACACCCUCACGAUGACCUCCUCCGGCUCCGGCGGCGUGGUCAGCGGCGGCUUCACAUUCGGCUGCAGCCACUCCGAGCCGGGCUUCUCCGACCCUGACCGGACAGACGGGAUCCUCGGGAUUGGCGGCGGCGCGCAGUCUCUGGGCACCAUCAUCACCUGGCUGCCGCCGAUUGCGUACAGCGCGCUGCGGGCGGCGUUUGGGGACGCCUUCUUCGGCGAGCUCGUGGACCAGCAGGACGACGCCGCCGCCGCCGGGGCGGACGGUGGCAAGGGUGGCGAGGAGGACGAGCAGGAGAUGCGAGAGGUGUUCAAGCUAGCCCACAGGCCACAGAUGAUGAGUUUGGCUGAGUUCCAGUUUGCAGUACUAAUAAUUUUUGUUCAUUGGUCCAUGGGUGGAGUAGCACCGGUGAAACCCUUGGCUAAGGUGGACAAUCUUACUACUCACAAGCAGGCUACUAGCAGUAGCACUAGAACCUUACUAAGCAGACAUGUCUACCUGAUGGAUCUCUUGCUCAAGUCGAGGAGAAGCAGCUGGCACAACAGCAGCGCCCUGAGGCUUCCACAGAACUGCUGCUAUGGCAGCUUCGUCAUACACCCUAAUGGAAGGUGGUACAGGAUCUGGUCGAGCGCGAUGUUCCUGUGGUCCAUCUAUUCCACCUUCUUCACCCCCUUCGAGUUCGGCUUCUUCCGGGGCCUCCCGGAGCACCUGCUGGACCUCGAGUGCGUGCAGCUCGUCUUCCUCGCCGACGUCGCCGUCCAAUUCUUCCUCGCCUACAGGGACGCCCACACCUACCGGAUGGUGUACGACAAGCGCAAGAUCGCGCUGCGCUACAUCAAAGGAAGCUUCGCUCUUGACAUCCUCGGCUGCUUCCCAUGGGACUUCAUAUACAAGGCGACGGGAAGAACGGAGAUGGUGCGGUGCCUGGUGUGGCUGCGCCUGUACAGGGCCCGCAACAUCCUGGCCUUCUUCAAGCGGACGGAGAAGGACAUCCGCAUCAGCUACCUCUUCACGCGGAUCGUGAAGCUCAUCACCGUCGACCUCCACUUCACGCACACCGCCGCCUGCGUCUUCUACUACCUCGCCACCACGCAGCCGCCGGCGCGCGAGGGCGGCACCUGGAUCGGCAGCCUCACGCUGGGGGACACCAGGUACAUCAGCUUCAGGGAGAUGGACCUGCUCACCCGCUACGUCACCUCGCUCUACCUCGCCAUCGUCACCAUGGCCACGGUCGGUUACGGCGAUGUCCAUGCGGUGAACCCGAGGGAGAUGGCCUUCACCGUGGUGUACAUCUCCUUCAGCAUCCUCCUCAGCGCCUAUCUCAUCGGCAACAUGACAGCGCUCAUCGUGAAGGGAUCCAAGACCGAGAGGUUCCGGGACAAGAUGACCGACCUCAUCAGGUACAUGAACAGGAACAAGCUGGGCGCCGGUAUCAGGUCACAGGUGAAGGAUCACCUGCUGCUGCAGUACGAGAGCAGCUACACCAGGGACAGAGUCGUUGACGACAUCCCGGUCUCUGUGCGAUCCAAGAUGUCCCAGACACUGUAUCUGGACAUGGUUUCAAGAGUGCACCUGUUCAAUGGAUGCUCGGAAGACUUCCUUAGCCAGAUUGUGGUAAAGUUACAUGAAGAAUUCUUCCUCCCUGGGGAGGUUAUUUUAGAGCAAGGCACUGUGGUGGAUCAAAUUUAUAUUGUGGCACACGGAUGUUUGGAAGAGGUGGCCACUGGAGAAGGUGGAUCAGAGGAGAUCAUCUCAGCGCUUCUGCCCUAUGACAUCAUCGGCGAUGUCUCUGUAGUCUGCAACGUUCCACAGCCACACACAGUCAGGGUCUGUGAGCUUUGUAGCCUCCUGAGAAUCGACAAGCAGUCCCUGACCAGCAUCCUGAAGAUUUACUUCAAGGAUAGCCGUCAGAUCUUGAGCAACCUACUCAAGGGGCGAGCAACCGAGUCCAAGGGGAAGCAGCUGGAAUCAGAUAUCACGUACCUGAUAUCAAGGCAAGAAGCAGAGCUGGUCCUUGGAGUGAACAAUGCCGCUUACCGUGGAGAUUUGUUCCGUCUGAAGGGACUGAUCAGUGCAGGAGCAGAUCCGAGUAAACCCGAUCACGACGGAAGGACUGCGCUGCAUGUUGCUGCGUUAAGAGGAUAUGAAGAUAUCGUCAGGUUCCUAAUUCAGCGGGGAGCCAAUGUCAACAGCAUAGCACUGAAAUCAGGCCAUGAGAGGAUCACCUCUCUCCUAGUGAAGCACGGUGCAGCCCUGAAUCUAGAAGAUGCCGGAGGGUACCUGUGCAGGGUCGUCACGGACGGCAAGAUCGUCCUGCUCAAGAGGCUGCUCAGGUUCGGCGUCGACCCCAACUGCAAGAACUACGAUCAGAGGACGCCGCUCCACGUCGCUGCUGCCGAGGGCCUGCACCUCGUCGCCGGCAUGCUCGUAGACUUCGGAGCAGAUGUUCUGGCCAAAGACAGGUGGGGAAACACGCCGCUGGACGAAGGGCGGAGAUGCAGCAGCAGACCACUGGUCAGGAUUCUAGAGCAGGCUAGGACUGUUGCAGUCACGCAGUGA